AGUGUCCUCCGGUAUACAUAUAUAAGGUUUGCAGAAGAAUAAUCUAACAAUUUCAGCUUGUAAUAUGGACAGCAGUAGUGUCCUCUACUCAUCCUCUCUGACAAGCCCACCGGGCUAUGGUGGCCUGGUGGACAGCAACCAUCACAUGCUCGACCAGAAACCUCAGAUCCCAACGUCUCUACCCUCCACUACAAUGCAUCUAGGCACUACUAGCAAUCUAGUGAUGGCCCCUGCACCACCACCAGGACUUCUGCAUUUAGAUACUGCAAGUGAACUGAAAUAUUUUAUACCGAGAGGGAAAUUCAAAUUCAAAAGAGCUAAGAAAGGAGAAAUUAUUGUUACCCCAGAAAGCGGCGUUAUGCGAAAGUUCAAUGGUACACAAUGGCGGAGAUUAUGUGAAGUCGAUGACUGCUUGAAAGAAGCUCAAAAAUAUAAACUGUGCCAUAAACAUCAUCUGAUUUCUCCCACUCCUAUGCCAAAACGUCAGAAUACUGUGAAGAGGAGUCUGUUCACUGAGUCUAGCAAGUCAGCAUCAAUGGACUUUGAAUACAAACGCAGAAGGAUCCACUCUCAAAGCACUGUUCUUGCUCGUAACCACCACGGGAUUGAUAGGUACGCAAGUAGCAAUGGACUUUUACGCAAACAGUCGAUUGGAGAAGGAAGUACUCGUCCGUCGUGGGAGGAAUUCAUUGAGAGUAAACGGUUGGCCGGUCUGGCCUCACUGGGAAGCUCCAAGAGUAGCACUGCUCCUACCCAUUCUGUCAACACAAACUCUAGUAACUCCAACAACCUGAUGGACAAGGAGAUAUCUGUCACCCAGCAGCUUAGCGCAAGGGGCAAGCAGAGACGCCGCAGAACUGUCUUCACCACCUACCAACUGGAAGAGUUAGAGAAAACAUUCAAAAAGACCCGUUGCCCUAAUGUCUUUAUGAGGGAAAAACUGGCCAUAUUGAUUCACCUCACUGAAGCAAGAGUGCAGGUGUGGUUCCAAAACAGACGUGCAAAAUGGAGGACAGCUGAGAAAGCAACCUCAGGAGAUAAAGGAUCUAAAGCCACGGCAUCCUCCCCCGGCUCCACCACCGCCGCAAGCAGCCCUCAAUUGUGUGCCUCCGAGACCAUAGACAAGACUACACCUCCAGACCACAUUGAAACCAGUUGGGGAGCCACAGCAACAGGCUUCCGUUCACCUACCAGCCCAUCACCCACUUCCAUCCUAAACUCUCCCUCUGAUAAUGGAAUUUCUCCUUUCAACACUCUUCAACUACACACGACCUUUCCUUACAGUUCAUGGACCGUUCAUCACACUCACUGAUAACUGAUAACCCAGUGGCAUCAUUUAUUAUAAUGAUCAUCAGUUUUUGUAUCUAUUAUGAGAUUCUAUAUGAGCAAUACCACUCCUGGCA
This is a messenger RNA of Halichondria panicea, 1403 nucleotides long. RefSeq names its product retinal homeobox protein Rx-B-like. Gene Ontology annotation, biological process: regulation of transcription by RNA polymerase II. NCBI's taxonomy places the organism in Eukaryota, Metazoa, Porifera, Demospongiae, Suberitida, Halichondriidae. The coding region runs from base 65 to 1312 and encodes 415 amino acids. The transcript is spliced from 4 exons. Gene Ontology annotation, molecular function: RNA polymerase II transcription regulatory region sequence-specific DNA binding; DNA-binding transcription factor activity, RNA polymerase II-specific. The record is from RefSeq and is a predicted model, not a curated record.